AAGAUAAAAUACUAUUUUGGUCAUUUUAGUUUUUGAAAGCUAUUUUUAUGACAUAAACUUAGAAAAAUGCUAUUUUGGAGAUUUACCCUCACAUAUAAUACUGAUGACGCUUUUGGGUACUACUUGAAGUUCUGUAAGACUGUACUUAAUUAAUAACAUGAACAUUUUAUUGGGGUACACAUAAACUAAAUAUUAAUUAGAAAUUUAGAAUAUAGAGUACUUGGUACUCACAUUUAAUGUGCCCAUCUAACUGUCUAGAAAGCAAAGUUUAGGUAAGUACAGUAUAAGGUAACUAAUCAAGUCUUCAUCUAUAAAUUAAAUGAAACCAUGCAUUCCCCGCAAUAAUCACUAGUCCCAAAAACUCGAAAAAGAAUCAAAUGGCAAAGCCAGUAAUGUGCAUUGUUCUCACUCAAAUCGUCCUCGUUGCCUUAUUUCAUCUUUGUAUGAGUUCUCAAACCAAAGAAUGCACGAGCACAUCCUCCCUCUCCCCUCAGUUUUACGACAACUCGUGCCCUAAAGCCCAAGCCAUUGUCCAAUCUUUCGUCGCCAAAGCACACUCCAACGACCCUCGCAUGGCAGCCUCAUUGUUUAGGCUUCAUUUCCAUGACUGCUUCGUCAAUGGAUGUGAUGGUUCUUUAUUAUUAGACUAUAGUGGAACCAUAGAAAGCGAGAAACGAGCAGACACAAACGUAGACUCUGCCCGAGGGUUUGAAGUCAUCGACGAUAUUAAGUCUGCCUUGGAAGAUGAGUGUCGCCAAACAGUUUCUUGCGCUGAUAUUUUGGCUCUCGUUGCUAGAGACACUACUGUUAUUACUGGUGGCCCGAGUUGGGAAGUAUAUUUAGGAAGAAGAGAUGCAAGGGAAGCAAGCUUGAUUGCUUCUAACAACAAUAUUCCUGUUGCCAGCUCUACGUUUGAGACAAUUGUCACCAAGUUCAACGACCAAGGACUCGGUCUUAUCGAUCUUGUUGCUCUCUUAGGACGUCAUACGAUAGGAAAUUCGAGGUGCAAGAGCUUCCGACAAAGGCUAUACAACCAUUCUGGAAACAGCGAUCUCGACCAGACUUUGAAUCAAAACUACGCCUCAAUGUUGCAGCAGGGAUGUCCUAUUUCUGGUGACGACCAGAACCUCUUUGCUCUCGACUAUAUGACGCCAAAUAAGUUUGAUAACUACUACUUCAAGAAUCUGAUGACUUUUAAAGGACUCUUGAGCUCUGAUGAGAUUUUGUACACAAAGAGUGGAGACUCCAUGGAGCUGGUCAAGCUUUACGGGGCUAAUGAGGAAUUGUUCUUUGAGCAGUACGCAAAGUCAAAGGUGAAGAUGGGAAACAUCUCGCCGUUGACGGGGAGAAAUGGUGAGAUCCGGAGGAUCUGUAGGAGAGUUAACCAUUGAAAUGUCUAAUUAAGUUUCAUUACUAGAUACUUAGGGCAUAUGGGUUUGAUAUGAUUAACGUUUUCUUGAUAUGUGUAGAGGUUGAUUUCUUUUGAAUAUGUUUUAAUUGAUGAGUUUGGUGUGUAUGUGCGUUUGUUUGUUUUUGUUAACAACUACUAAGUUUGGUUUUUAGCAAAAAAAAAAAAAAAACUACUACUAAGUUUGGU
Brassica napus (rape) is the source of this 1597-nucleotide messenger RNA. RefSeq names its product peroxidase 36. Gene Ontology annotation, molecular function: peroxidase activity; heme binding. Lineage: Eukaryota; Viridiplantae; Streptophyta; Magnoliopsida; Brassicales; Brassicaceae. The record is from RefSeq and is a predicted model, not a curated record. The coding region runs from base 378 to 1391 and encodes 337 amino acids. The transcript has 4 exons. Gene Ontology annotation, biological process: hydrogen peroxide catabolic process; response to oxidative stress.